Messenger RNA from Cynoglossus semilaevis (tongue sole), 1903 nucleotides. RefSeq lists its product as uncharacterized. The transcript has 5 exons. NCBI's taxonomy places the organism in Eukaryota, Metazoa, Chordata, Actinopteri, Pleuronectiformes, Cynoglossidae. The record is from RefSeq and is a predicted model, not a curated record. The coding region runs from base 196 to 726 and encodes 176 amino acids.
CUUCAGCGUCAUGACGUAUGCUUACGACACGCUUUGGAGUAGUGAGUCAAUGCUGCUGCUAAUGCUAACAAGUUUGCCGAGGAAGCAAACAUGAUGUGCUGUUUUUUUAAAAAUAGAGAUGAUUUUACGUGUGUUUACGUGACUUCAUGUAGUUGAUAAUCCACGAAGACAAAUCCUCCUCCACCAUUUUGUAAAAUGGUUUCUUCCCUGGUGGGUCUCUGUGCCCGGGUGUUCGUCAGUGACCCCUGCUGGUUGGGAUGGGUGCCCGGGGAACUGUUCAAGGCUCUGUUGAAGGCCGCCUUCUCAAGCUGCAGACCGCUGGCUGUGGGUGAGCUGAGGACCAGGACGUCAGAGGACCAGUACAUCACAGGACCAGGACGUCAGAGGACCAGGACGUCACAGGACCAGGACUGUAGACAGACUGUAUGGUCUGUCUCGAAGAAAAAUCCUUCUCCACCAUUUUGUAAAAUGGUUUCUUACCUGGUGGGUCUCUGUGCCCGGGUGUUCGUCAGUGACCCCUGCCAUCCCAACGAUGGGUGCCCAGGGAUGGCGACUGGUGGCUUUGAACCUGGAACCUUCUGGACACAUGUCCACUUCCACCGGCUGUAUACUAUGACUUUUGAAAAAGAUUGGCUGACUGAUGUUUGCCCCCUGGACCUGGGGUUUUUAUAUUCCUCUUCUACCCCAGGCUGCAAAAGGAGUGUGGAGGGAAGAGCUCCACCCUGAAGACAGACUCCACCAGCAGCUACCCUACAACUACAGCUAAUCCCAAGUUUAAUGCUCUCCCUCCCAGCGCCCCCACGCCCUCCCCCAACACACAUCCUUUUAUUUUAUUUCUUGCUGUGCAACUUCACACCUCUGGGUGGAGCUCAAUUUCUGACAGUCAGGAAAAGAGCAGAAAAACUGAAAGCAGCAAAAACAACAAAAGCAACAACAGACACUUCCUGUCAAUGAUCAGAGCUUUGACCAAACACAGAAUCAGACACCGGAGGAGGUUAUCUCAAAUAUCAGCUGAUUGGAUAUUGAUUUGCUUGUUUAAAUCGGGGUGGAGGGUCCAAACGAGGCAUGUGAAAAAAAAACCCUGUGAAUUCUUCAGAUAUUUGACAUCGGAUAAAAAACUUUAUAAAUAAAUCCAACAACUAGUCAUGACAGUGAGUUUAGAGUUACAAAGACACAGCAAAGUUAGACAAAUAUAAAGCUAACAGUGAAUCUACUAGUUAAUUAUAGUUAACUUAAAGAUUUUAACCAAAAAAACAACCAAAUAAAAGAAAACAGCUGAAAAUAUCUAAAAAUGUGUUAAAUCUUAGCUGAUGACGACUAAAUAUAAAUACAGUAUAUACAGUGUUCCCUCUCUAGAUCACGGUUCUCCUUUCACUUCCUCAGUACACCGCAGAUUUCAAUCUCAUUCUCAGAGUUUCACUAUAACACUGUAUUUUACGGUAAAUAUUUUAUAAAUUUCCAAUAUUUACAUUAUUUUUGUGAUUAAAAAACAUUUUCUAGUUUAACCACUAAGCUGAGUGCUAACCUCCGCCGCAUCGUGUAUUUAGUUUAUUGACGUCAUAUGUAUGUCUUAUAUUUCCAUUCUACAACUCGACUGUGAAUAUAACUGUGUGGGGCAGGGUGAUACAGUCAAUAAUAUAAUAUCUCGCUCGCCUCUACUUCGCGGAUUUUCCCUUUUCGUGAUGGGUCUUGGAACAGAACUACUGAGAUAGGAGAGGGAACACAAUAUAAAUAUUAGCUUAAGGUCAGACAAAUAAGCAGUUCAGAUUGGAGCAGAGAGGUUUACAGACGAUUCUAAAAGUCACCCAUGUUGAAGAUUAUUAAAAACUCAGACUUCUUAGAGAACACCUCAUCAUCACCAUCAGUACAUAAUAGAAGACACCCCCCUUCCCUCCCCCUUCUC